UUCACGUACCGUUUCAGUGGCUAGUUUUCGUAUCGAAGGAACCAGAUAGAGGAAGAGAACUCAAAGAUUCUUCCUUUGUUUUUUAAAAAAAUGCAAACUUUAUCUCCACAAUCGCUUCGAUGGAAAUCAAAUCCACUGAUUGUAUCGGAAAGCUAUGUCUUCAAUCCCAAAGCUCUGAACUUUCAACUGUCUUCCCUGAGUUCUCCUCACCGCAGAACUCGAAACUGGAGAAUCAGUAGUUCAUCGGAAGAGAACGCAGCGAACUCGAGCGACGGCGGAGAUUUGAAGAAGUCUCUGUCCGGUAUCGUCGGGAACCAAGUCGAGGAGCUGCUGAGCAGAGAAGAGAACAAGAGUCUGCUUGACGGUCUGGAGAAAGCCUCGAUGAGGGUGGAGACUGCGAAGAGAGAGCUCGCGGAGAUUGAGAGGCAAGAGUUCGAGGCGAAGUUGUUGCAGGAUUAUGUUGAUAAGCUCGAAUCAAGAGCCGCUGAGAUCGCAGAAUGCCAGCAAGAGAUUAUCGCAGCAAGAACAAUGGUUGAGGAAGCGGAACGCUCCUUGUCCUUAGCUGAGACCGCAGCAACAGAAAGUUCAGAAAACGGAUAUUCGAUUGAUAAAGACAAGGAGAGAUUAGAAUCAGCCAAAGCGGCAGCGAUUGCAGCUGCGGUUGGGACCGUUGCGGAAAUCCCUUUUGCUCUUUCUCAAGUCUCGAGCAUUGAGCAGCUUGUUCUUCCCCUAGGAGUAGCGUUUGCAAGCUGUGCAUUGUUUGGGGUCACAUUCAGGUAUGUAAUCAGAAGAGACUUGGAUGAUAGUCAUCUCAAAUCAGGAGCCGUUGCAGCCUUUGGAUUUGUCAAAGGACUUGGUAUGUUAAGCAGAGGACCGCCACUGGAGCUGAGCUGGGAAAGCUUGUUUUCUCAUGGAAUAGACGGCGCCGUUUUGGUGUCUCAGAGCGUCUUGAUAUUUGCGUUUGCGUCUAUAAGUUUGGACUUCUGCUUUAAAUUGAAGCUCUUAAAACCAUUUCCAAGCUCUGCUCAGAUGUAGAAGCAGCAGUUAAAAAGGUAGAAACGCAAAAAAAAAGAAACAACUAUUGUAUAUUUUCUUGAUUAUUAAUUGGAUUUUAAAUGUAAAAUUUCCAUCUUUUAUCACAUUUCUUCAUCAGUAAUCAAUAUAUACAUUUUUCAGA
Messenger RNA from Brassica napus (rape), 1177 nucleotides. RefSeq lists its product as uncharacterized. The record is from RefSeq and is a predicted model, not a curated record. The coding region runs from base 91 to 1035 and encodes 314 amino acids. The transcript is spliced from 3 exons. NCBI's taxonomy places the organism in Eukaryota, Viridiplantae, Streptophyta, Magnoliopsida, Brassicales, Brassicaceae.